AUGGUGGAAAUUGAACUGAUUGCAAUAAAGAAUAGUAGAGACGUUAGUUUCUUUACAUGGCAAGAGCAUGAUCUGAUUCCAUUAUGUGUGGACAUUUCUAGUGAUGAUGAUUUUGAUGAUGCUGGCUUAAACGAUGAUAACGAUGUUGGUUUAGAUGAUGAUGAUGUUGAUGUUGAUGAUGAUGAUGAUGACACAUACGGUGAUGUUGAAGAGGGGGAAAGAAACAAUAUUGAUGAUGGUCUUAUUGAGGUAAAUUUGAAUGUCUCAUGUCAUGAAAAUAGAACUUUUGAUGAUUACUUUGAUGGUGCAUACAUAUGUAAUGUUCCUGAUUCUAGUUCUGCACCUCACACUGUUGAAGAAAACCAUGGUCCACUUCCUCAUGUAUGCCAUGAUGAUCAUUGUAAUGAAACAAGUCAUGUUUAG
Humulus lupulus (European hop) is the source of this 423-nucleotide messenger RNA. Its product is annotated as late secretory pathway protein AVL9-like. The transcript is spliced from 2 exons. The record is from RefSeq and is a predicted model, not a curated record. Lineage: Eukaryota; Viridiplantae; Streptophyta; Magnoliopsida; Rosales; Cannabaceae. The coding region runs from base 1 to 423 and encodes 140 amino acids.